GCCACUCCCGCGCCCUCCACUUCCCUCAGGCCUUCUGCUACUGUUCCCCCUCCCGACGAUCCCUUCCACGAGCGGGUUACUCUCCUCCGACGACAAUGGAAGUGGGCAGCAUUCAGCCAAUUCUUCUACACAUUCGCACCCCUCUUCGCGAUGAACGAUGUUAACUUGACGGACAUCGAGGAUGAUUUGACUCGUUCGACAUCCAUAGUGCUACCACGGAUCGUGCACCGGCUCUUGUUCACACUGUCGGGAGACAGGAAAUUAAACCUCGACAACUGGCAAACCGUUCUCCGCAAACAGUACUUUCGUCGCGACCCGGUAGCCAAUCCAAUUGGCCCCGAACCCGUCGUCUACGUAUCCACCCCCUCUCCUGAGCCACAAUCAUCCCCAGCCGAGGACGUGAAGGAACAUUCACAAAUGUCUACCGCGCACUCUCCGAUGCCAUUGGGACCUAUCAACGGGAACAUCACAUCUAAUAUGCAGGACCCGGACCCUGAACCUAAUCCUGAGCCCCUUAUAAUUGAACCCACACCUUCUCGUUCCGGGACCGAACUUCGCUUGAUCAAGGACGAGCCUCUUCCUACCGACCAGCUUGAUCGGGCUGCAGCAGAAGAGAGCAAGAACUGGCUCGACCUGCCCAUGCUCACUAAGUUGGACUCACUUCACUUGCUCACCGAAUGGCAAUUUCAGAAUACGAACCGCCUGAGACAAAUAAUGAAGGACGACGAUGAAACUGCUCAAUGGCGAGUUGAGCCUAUUGGUUACGAUGCGAAAACCAAUGCAUACUGGCUCAUUGGCCCCGACCGUCUUUGGAUACAGCGUGUUCUACCCAAGCCGCCGCGAACCUUGAAACGCAAACGACCCGCCCCUAAAGCCAGCCAGAAAGCCAAACGCGCGCGCGCCCCCGAAAUCUCCGAGUCAGAAUCCGAUCGCGAAGCCUCACCUGCAACCAAGAAACGCAGAGCGCCUGCUAAAUCCAAGCCUGCCCCUCCACCACCCUCUACUCCCGCGCGCGCCACUCGGGCGUAUCGCGGCGCACCCGCCGUCGAGGAUCCGCCGUCAGCUGGCCGAGGCUCGCGCGCGGCCAAGACGCAGGCAAACAUCAAGCUGGACGCACAGGCAAAGGAGUUGGCGGAGUUGCAGCGGCAAGCAGCGGCUGAGAGCAAGCGUGUGGGAAAACGUACCGCAGCAGCGGCAUCGUCAUAUGCUCCCCUCUCGACACACAGUCCGCGCAAAACGGCGGUGGGGACUCGGGUGAGUGCGAGGUUGAGGGGCGCUGCUACUGUCGAAGAUGAGUGGCAAGAGAUCCCGGCGGAGUGGCUCAAUGAGUCGGGUAAUCAAGUGGGCGAGGGGAGCGGAGGAGCGAGCAAGGCUGAGAGUGCUGGUGCGCAGGCGGAGAGCGCCGACUCGAAAAAGACUGAGAACCUCGCGCUGAGAACAGGGCUGGAGAGCGACGAUGACGCAGUCAGUGAGUUGACGGCGCUCAGCGACGAGACGGAUGAUCCUGCACCGGUCGAGCCACUGAAGAAACAGGCUUCCAAGCGGAAGGCUGGUAGCAAGAAGGCGACCAACUCAAGGUCACGGGGGAAGGGUCGGGGCACUGUCCGCCAAGCGUCUGCUCUGCAGUCUGCAGAAGAUACAAACAUCGAGGAACCAGAACUUGCAGAAGAACUAGAGCCUGAAUGGCACCCCCCGGAUGAUUUCGUCGAAUGGGAAACGAUCUGCGUCACAUUAUACGAUUGGGAGCACAUCGCUGAGCGGUUUGAGAAGGCAACACACUACCACGAGAAAGCAUUGUAUAAGAUGUUGAACGACUUUAUCAUACCGCCGAUCACUGCCGAACUUAGGGAAGCUGAGCAAAAGCGCCGCCUGGAAGAAGCAAUUACUCGCCGCAAGCGUUCGUCUAGACUUGCCAUUAAAGAAAGCGAGAAAGAAGAGAUACGUCUCGCUGCGGUCAGGAAGGCAGAGGAGGAAGAGAAGAGAAGCCGUGCAAAAAGAAUGGAGGCACGCCUGAAGCGAGAGGAAGAAGAGCGCGAGAAAAAAGAGAGUGCGAGGGAGAAGCGGCGGAGAGAGAGGGAAGAGCGAGAAGACAGAAAAUCGCAGAAAAGAAAGCUGGAGGAAAGCUCCAGUGCGAGUACACCCAUUGACGUCGUAGGAGAUGGUGCUUCCCGUAAUCAUGUAUCAGCCAAGAAAACAGGAAAAACGAGUAGUGCUAGUGGGUCGCGGACACCCGCUGGUGAAGACUGGGAAUUGGACUGCGAGAUCUGCCACAAAAGGGGUGUGAAUCAGGACGAUGGAGUCCCGCUCCUGUGCUGCGGCAAGUGUUCCAAGUGGCAACACAUCGCUUGCCACGACCAAGCUGACCGGGCAGCCGGACACCCAAGGCGCAACUGGGACACAGAAGAGUUCAUGUGCCGGCGGUGUCGGUUCCCAAGUGGGUACUCUGGAUCAAAUGACGUGCAGAGGACGAACGGCACCGGUGCCCCUGACUAUAACACUGGAGUCGGGAGGGCAUCCUACCAGGCUUUCCAGCCCGGUCUAGCGAGUCAGACGGCCUAUAGCUAUGGACAGACAAAUCCAUACGCUGCAAAAGACCCGCGGUAUGACCAGAGCUCUGCACGUAUGCAGGCGACGGGCUCGAGGCCAUAUCAUCAGCAGACAGCCUUCACUUUCACACAUUACCAGCCUCAGCAGCAAGGGUUCUCAACGACGCACCCUCAGCCACCAGCAUACUCUCCUGGUAGUAAUGGACAUGGCCAUGGCCCCAUAAAUGGGUCAAUGAAUCGGUCUGCGCCGUCCCAGCAGUUCACUCAUCGUCCGUAUAUGCCCGCCAUCUCAAAUGGCAAUCACCGGCCCACGGCGGCCGUUCAGGCGCAGCCGAGCAAAGCGGCACCAGGCUACGGCUCAAAUCCGAUGAAUCCUAUACCGACCAACGGCUACAGUCAGUACACCUCGAGCGCAGAACGGUCCUCGGUUGGGGCCUCUCAUGAGCAUGGUGGCGUCAACAUGAACGCCGCUGCGGCUCACCCCCAAUGGUCGCAAGCCCCGCCAUCAUCUUCGUAUCUCGGCCCUUCAGCAGGCCAGCCCAUCCAUCCAGCUCAUCAGUACGCCCCGGAGCAAUAUCAUUAUUCAUCUGGAUCUCAGCCUAGAUUAUCAUGAUGUGGCGUGGACUUUCCCCUAUUCGUCUUUUCCGAUUUUUUUGCUUGACUGUCCCAUCAUUUUUUUUUUUCAUUUCGUUCAGUUGAUUAUUCUUUCAAUAUUGUAUAUACUCGUGGGUCGGUAAUUGUGCCAUAUGGGGCUCUGCUGCGAUCAGCGAGGUGUGUACAAGGUACAGGAGGCGGUGUGCAUAAUGUUGUCUGUAAUUUAUCUCUGCAUACGGUCACUAGAUUCUCGAUUCUAACUGACAAUGAUUCUUCCUGGUUUUCUGUAUCCUACUCGCAGUGUAUCACCGUCAGUCGAGGUGCUAUUUGGAUCGGGACUGCAAAUGUGGAUGACUUGCACCAU
Messenger RNA from Heterobasidion irregulare TC 32-1, 3504 nucleotides. RefSeq lists its product as uncharacterized. Gene Ontology annotation, cellular component: RSF complex. Bases 151 to 3159 code for a protein of 1002 amino acids. Lineage: Eukaryota; Fungi; Basidiomycota; Agaricomycetes; Russulales; Bondarzewiaceae. Gene Ontology annotation, biological process: regulation of DNA-templated transcription. The transcript has 10 exons. The record is from RefSeq and is a predicted model, not a curated record.